AUAAAAGUCACAGGAUGGCAGCAUAGUUAGCUGGCCACACGUUUUUAUAUUCAUUUCCAUUUUGAUUUUCUGUACUUUCUCUUCUUACUUCAUCGAUUCCUCCAGAACAAAUUCCUCAUUAUUGGAAUUGUUUUUUCUCUCCUAUUUUUUUUAACUUCACAUUCAUUUUACCCUCCCAAAUUUAUUUCAGAUUUUUCCUCUAUCUCAUAUUACGCCACAAAAUCCUCAUACUCACGUAUAAAUCCACACAUUUUGCUUCAUAGUACAUCACUGUUUUCAGAUUUUACAGGUUCAUUUUUGUUUUUUUCUUUACUUUGUAAUACUUUUCCAUAAACUUUUUCUUUCCGGCACCGGUCACCGGCCCGGCGAUCUUUGUUUUUUUUUGGUUCACGUGAAUACUAAGAUUUUGAUUAAAGGGUUGUUGGGUUGGAUUUUUUCUUCAACCAAACGCCAUUGAUUCCUCUAAAAAAGGAAAAAAAGAAAAAGCUGAAACAAAGCUUUUUUGGUUUUUUCCUUUGUUUUUUUCUUUGUUUUUGUGUUUGUAUUCGUGUGGAUUGGUCGUGUAAUGAAUAAGUCAGUGUUUUUGUAUAAAAAGAGAUUUGGGUGGCUAAGAUUUCUGUGACAGAAUCAAAGAUCUACAUCUUGUUUUGGUUUCACAAAAAAUGAUGAAGAUGAAGAACGUGACGAAUCAUAAUGGAGGUUCGGUUCCCGAACCUAGAGGCUUGGAGUGGGAGAUGAGACCAGGAGGGAUGUUAGUUCAACGCCGAACCUUAGACUCGGAUCGAGACUCGGUUCCUCCACCGACAAUUAGAAUUAAGGUUAAAUUUGGUUCCACCUAUCAUGAAGUCAACAUUAGUUCACAAGCAACGUUUGGUGAAUUGAAGAAAAUGUUAACCGGUCCAACUGGGUUACACCACCAAGACCAAAAAAUAUUUUAUAAAAACAAGGAGAGGGAUUCAAAGGCAUUUCUUGACAUAGUAGGAGUUAAAGAUAAAUCAAAGUUAGUGGUGAUGGAGGAUCCUAUUGCUCAAGAGAAGAGGUACUUGGAAAUGAGAAAGAAUAUAAAGAUGGAAAGGGCUGCAAAAUCUAUUUCAGAAAUUAGCUUGGAAGUAGAUAGGCUUGCAGGGCAGGUGUCUGCUCUUGAAACAAUAAUUAGUAAAGGUGGGAAAGUUGUGGAGACAGAUGUGCUUAGUUUGAUUGAGAAAUUGAUGAAUCAAUUGCUUAAGCUGGAUGGUAUAGUGGCUGAUGGGGAUGUUAAAUUGCAGAGGAAAAUGCAGGUAAAAAGAGUACAAAAGUAUGUUGAAACUUUGGAUAUGUUGAAAAUUAAGAAUUCUAAUGGAGGUCAUGUCCCAAAGAAGAAGCCUCAACAAAAAGUAAAAUUGCCUCCAAUUGAUGAGCAACUAGAAGGAAUGUCUAUUGGGAAUCAUAAAUUACAACCAAGUUUGGAGCAACAGUCACAAAGGAACUCAAACGGGAAUUCUCAAGUAUUUCAGCAGCUGCAGCACAAACCCUCUACGAAUUCUACCUCAGAAGUUGUAGUUACUACAAAAUGGGAGACAUUUGAUUCUCUACCACCAUUAAUUCCUGUCACUUCAGCAUCCUCAUCAAGCUCAUCCACUAAUAAUUCAGUUCAUCCCAAAUUCAAAUGGGAACACUUCGAGUAAUUAGUGCAGUGUUUAUGAUUGUGUGGAUGUGUUUUGGGUUUGUUUUCCACUUGGAGUGUUAUUAUAUUUUGAAUUAUACAUUCUUUUCUGUAUUUAGAUUUGUUUAGCAACCCUUUAGUCUGUCAUUUACAUCACCAGCAAUAAAUGGGGUUGCUAUGAUAGGGAUUAUUAUCAUAAAAUAGUUUUUCUUCUUCUCUCUCUGUCCUCCAAAUACAUUUGAUAUUUUGGACUAAUUUUGCUUAUAUUUUGUUACAAAAGUGAAGUACUGGUUAUCACUUGUUUCGA
This is a messenger RNA of Medicago truncatula (barrel medic), 1949 nucleotides long. RefSeq names its product BAG family molecular chaperone regulator 3. The transcript has 4 exons. Gene Ontology annotation, biological process: protein stabilization. Gene Ontology annotation, molecular function: protein-folding chaperone binding; adenyl-nucleotide exchange factor activity. NCBI's taxonomy places the organism in Eukaryota, Viridiplantae, Streptophyta, Magnoliopsida, Fabales, Fabaceae. Gene Ontology annotation, cellular component: cytoplasm. The record is from RefSeq and is a predicted model, not a curated record. The coding region runs from base 663 to 1664 and encodes 333 amino acids.